AUGACAAAGGUAGUCCAUGUGAUUGACGUUGAGAGUGGAAACUUGCAAUCCCUCUCGAAUGCCAUCAAGAAAAUCAACCCAUCAUACGAAAUUAGAUUUAUCCACAAUGAAGCCGAGUUUCUUGCUGAAGAUUCUCAAAUUGAAAAAUUGAUCUUUCCAGGUGUUGGUAACUAUGCCCACUUUGUCAGACAAAUCUACGAACGUAACUUGGAUAAACACAUCAGAAACUACAUCGCCAAGGACAGGUGUCUUAUGGGCAUCUGUGUUGGACUACAAGCGUUUGUGCUGACUUCAGAAGAAAGUCCUGGUGAGAAGGGGUUGAGCAUAUUGGACUUGAAUUUGCAAAAAUUUGACGUCAAUGACCCAGAAUACAAGGCUCAAAACAUCAAAAAAGCGGUACCGCACAUUGGAUGGAAUAGUAUUGAAGAGAUUACCGUGGGUUCAGAAGAAGAGUUACCUGCUGGUAAGUCUCUAUUCAGUAUGAAUUUGAGAAACAAGUACUACUUUGUUCACUCAUAUGCUGCUAUUCUUGAUGAUUUGCAACUGCAACAAAUUGAAAACUUAAAGACACAAGGAUGGAAUUUUGCCCUUGCAAGGUAUGGAUCGGAAAAGUUUGUUGCUGCAAUCAGCAAAGGUAACUUGUUUGCUACACAAUUUCAUCCUGAAAAAUCGGGUGUUGCCGGAUUAAAGAUUAUCAAGAGUUUCCUUGAGGGUGAGAAAUAUGCUGAUGUUCACCACUCAGAUGUCCAAGAACAACCUGUUGGUGUCGAGAAAACAUUGAGUGGAUUAACUAGAAGAAUAAUUGCCUGUUUAGAUGUGAGAACAAAUGACGAUGGUGAUUUGGUGGUGACUAAAGGGGACCAAUACAAUGUGCGAGAAACAGCUCCAUCUGGAGGCGAAGAUUCUGGAAAUGCGAAUGCGAAAGAGAAAGAAAAGGCUAAAGUGAGGAACUUGGGUAAACCUGUGGAGCUUGCUACGCGAUACUACCUUCAAGGUGCUGACGAAAUCACAUUUUUGAACAUAACAUCAUUUAGAAACUCGCCAUUGAAGGAUUUGCCAAUGUUGCAAGUGUUGCAGAAAGCAGCCGAGACAAUUUUUGUUCCACUCACAGUGGGUGGAGGUAUCAAAGAUAUGGAGGACCCAGAGACAGGUAAAAUGGUUCCUGCUUGUCAAAUUGCUGAUCUUUAUUUCCGCUCUGGUGCUGAUAAGGUUAGUAUUGGAUCAGAUGCUGUUCGUAUUGCAGAAGAGUAUUAUGCAAACGAUAAGCAAAAGAAAGGUACAUCAGCAAUCGAAACAAUUUCCAAAACUUUUGGAAAUCAAGCCGUUGUGAUUUCUGUUGAUCCAAAGCGCUUUUAUGUCAAAUCGCCAAGUGACACAUCAAUGCAGACUAUUCACAUUACAGACUCGACAAGAUACGGACCAAAUGGCGAACAAUAUUGUUACUACCAAGUCACUUCACAAGGUGGUCGUAAAGUCCAUGAAUUGGGAGCACUUGAGCUUUGUCAAGCUUGUGAGGAGUUGGGUGCUGGUGAGAUUUUACUAAAUUCCAUUGACCAUGAUGGAUCCAAUGCUGGGUUCAAUUUAGAAUUGUUGAAUCAGAUCAAGUCACAAGUUUCGAUACCAGUUAUCGCUAGUUCUGGUGCUGGUAAUCCAAAACAUUUCCAAGAAGUGUUUGAAAUGGAAUGUGGUAUAGAUGCUGCAUUGGGUGCAGGGUUAUUCCACCGUGGCGAAUAUACUGUGAAUCAAGUGAAACACUUUUUGCAGGACGAGGCCAAGAUGGAUGUCAGAUUGGAUGAUACUGUAGAAUUAUGA
Molecule: messenger RNA, 1812 nt
Organism: Lodderomyces elongisporus
Lineage: Eukaryota; Fungi; Ascomycota; Pichiomycetes; Serinales; Debaryomycetaceae
Gene: HIS7
Product: imidazoleglycerol-phosphate synthase
Exons: 1
Coding region: 1-1812 (603 amino acids)
Biological process (GO): L-histidine biosynthetic process
Molecular function (GO): oxo-acid-lyase activity; imidazoleglycerol-phosphate synthase activity
Source: RefSeq, a predicted model, not a curated record